AUGUCGAACGCACGAUCAGAUCCAAUAAUUGAUGAUCUUAUGGAAACAGACAUUGAAGUACCUAAAGACACAAAUGUUGAAAUAAAUUUGAGACAACCUGUGAGAAAUGAGUCUAAGCGAUCUAAACAAUCUAAUACGUUAAAUUUAGAUCCUUCCAAUUCCAAUUCUAGUUGUGAUUUACAUAUGGAGACCUUAUCUCAAAAUUUAGCACACUCGUUCACGACAAUGUUAGGUACUUUGCAUGGAAUGUCUUUAGAAGAUGUCAAUAGAAUGAUGGAUUUGGAGAAAAACAUGAUGAUUGAAUUGCAAAAUGCAAUCAUGGCAGUAUCCAAGGUUUUUAAAAAUUCUAAUAGAGAAAUGUUAACGAAUCUUCAAGAGAAUGAUAUGUCUGUUAAUGAAGACAUAUUAUUGAAUAAUCCUUUGAUCACCUCAAAUGAUAAAGGAGUUCCAGUGAUUCCUCCAGGAGUUGAGAACGGUUCUAUGAGUACUUCAAUUGAUAAAGAAAUUCCAGUGAUUCCUCGGGGGGCUGAGAAAAAUUCCAUGAGUAUUUCAAUUGAUAAGGAAAUCUCAGUGAAACCCGGGGGAGCUGUGAAAAGUUCUAUAAAUUCAUCAAUUGAUGAAGAAGUCUCAUUGAAUCCUGGAGGUGUUGUGAAUACUUUAAUUAAUGAAAAUACUUCAGUAAAUCUUCAAGGGGAACAAACGAACUCCACAUUGAUGGAUCCUUUUAUUUAUAAUGACGAGCGAAUGAAUCUUUUGAAGGAGGAACAGAAAGGUUCCGUGGAUAUUUCAAAUAUCCAACAAGAUAAUAAAAGAUCCAUGACUAAGGAAGGAUCUGAAAACUCUACAAUAUCCUCUGAAUCCACCGCAACGUCGACAUCAAAAUCAAGUAGAAAUCAAAUUGGGGAAG
Molecule: messenger RNA, 907 nt
Organism: Funneliformis caledonium
Lineage: Eukaryota; Fungi; Glomeromycota; Glomeromycetes; Glomerales; Glomeraceae
Source: the annotation of a GenBank genome assembly